Amaranthus tricolor (Joseph's coat) is the source of this 2340-nucleotide messenger RNA. RefSeq names its product LIM domain-containing protein PLIM2c-like. Lineage: Eukaryota; Viridiplantae; Streptophyta; Magnoliopsida; Caryophyllales; Amaranthaceae. The coding region runs from base 1471 to 2127 and encodes 218 amino acids. The transcript is spliced from 5 exons. The record is from RefSeq and is a predicted model, not a curated record. Gene Ontology annotation, biological process: actin filament bundle assembly. Gene Ontology annotation, molecular function: actin filament binding. Gene Ontology annotation, cellular component: plasma membrane; actin cytoskeleton.
GUUUAUGUUUCAGCAAAUUUUUGAUCUUUAAGUCGAUAGUGCUAAGAGACAUAUUAGUUGAAGGAUUAUAUCCGAAAAUCAAUCUAAUAAUUUAUAUUAAAUACGUAUAAGAUUGAUAUAGAGAUAUAAGUUGUACAUUCAAUAUGCGGAUGUUGCUUGCAAGAGAAUCACGUACAUUUUGGACUAAUAAGAAUAGACCAUAUAGACUUAAAUGUAUAAUCUUAAAAGAUCGCUCUGUCAAUAUAGAUAAAAGAUUAAUUUUGACCAGGUAAAUAACAAUAAGGUGAAAAUACUCAAUUACCCUUAAUAGUCAAAUAUUAGGAUUUAUUUGAAAAAGUGUUUUUCAAAUAGGAUUUUGACCUUUUUGUUGUAAAUAGGCCUUGUGGUCAACUUAGAGAAAAAAGAGAAAAAAAAACCGUAACAUUUUCCUUCUUCUUUCGUUAUUUUCUCGGUGCUAGCACACCAUUGAUCUAAAUCUAAGUAGACUAAUUAGAUAUGUCUAAUAUGAUAAUAUCUAAGCCGAUAGUACUUUGUAGUACUCAAUCCCUACAUUGUCUUACAAGUCGCAAAUUGAAGGUUUUUAAUUCUUAACUUACGUUUUUUUAUUUAUAUAAUAUAAUAUAAUAUAAUAUACAUGUUUUCUUGUGUCAUAGAUCUUUUAAAGUUGUAGUAUUCCGCAAUUUGACAUCUAUGAGUUCCUACAUUAGCAUUUUUUUUGAUAAAAUUAAUUGAAGUCCAAUAUUUUUCCUUGAGCCACUAAAUAUUAUUCAUAAUUUUCGAAAUAUGUUACUUAAAUCAUUCAACUUUAUAUUGUAAGAAUUGCCUCCAAAAUAAAUAUUUGGCCGGCUCUUAGAAAAGGUCAUUUUAUAGAUUUUGAGCCCUCUAUUUGAACAGGGAACAUUCUUGAUUUUGCCCCUGUAAGUGAAGAUCUUGUCUUCAAAUAAGAUGGAUUUAUUUAUAUUCUAUUUAUUCUUGAUGAGUAGAAAAAGAAAAUCUAUUUCAGUUUUAAUUUUCUACAAUAAGUCAACCAGAAAACCUGUCAAAACUCAAAACACAACAUAAAUAAAAUCUGUUAGUUUUUAUUUGCUUUUUUUAGAAAAUGUCAGAUUACCCUUCAUUUCUUCAUUAUCUUCCACAUUUAGAGCAUUUACCUUCAAAUUCUCACCUCAUAAUUUUUGGAUAUCGUAUGGAAAACCAUAUUUUCUAGGGAAUUAAUAAAUUUAGUAAAUCAUAAAUUAUGUAUAAAUUUGUUUUCGUUUGAUCAAAUCGGAGACUUUGUUCAAACUGAUCAAUAGUCCAUAUCAAGGGUGCGGCUAGGCGUUGGCUUUGAGAAUCCCGAUCUCUCACGUUCAUCUUUUUGUGUUUAAGGGAUUCAAUAAGUUUUCUAAUUAUUCAUUGUUGAUUAGUGUUUGUUUUUAAAUUUAUUUUGAAAAAAAGAAAAUAUAUUUUUGCAAAAAAAGAAAGACAAAAAUGGCAUUCACAGGAACUCUUGAUAAAUGCAAGGCUUGUGACAAGACUGUUUACUUUGUUGAUUUGUUAUCAGCUGAUGGAGCAACUUUCCACAAAUCUUGUUUCAAAUGCAGCCAUUGCAAAGGCACUCUUGUGAUGAGCAACUAUUCGUCAAUGGAUGGAGUCCUCUACUGCAAAACUCACUUUGAACAACUUUUCAAAGAAUCCGGGGAUUUCCGUAAGAACUUUCAAACAGGACAAAAGACGGACAAGCAAAUUGAGCAGAGCAAGACUCCAAACAAGCUCUCCUCCUUUUUCUCUGGAACCCAAGAGAAGUGCCCUGCUUGCAAUAAGACCGUGUAUCCGUUGGAAAAGAUAACAAUGGAAGGAGAGUCCUACCACAAGACAUGCUUCAGGUGUGCAGUUGGAGGGUGUGCUCUUACACAUUCAUCCUAUGCUGCUCUUGAUGGAAUCCUAUACUGCAAGCACCAUUUCCAGCAAUUGUUCAUGGAAAAAGGCAGCUACACUCAUGUUAAGGAUGCUGCUAAAAAGAAUGCCUCAUCCUCAGCCGAAGCAGGAGAUGACAAACCAGAAGCUGAAACUGCUGAGACACAAGCCGAAGCUGAAUCCGCCGUUGCAAUUGAGACCAAACCCGAUGAAGAAACUACUGAAGAAUAAUAAGAAUAGAACAAGUUUUUGACAUUUUUUUUAGGUCCUUUCGCCUUUAUCUUUUAUCAUUCUUUGCUCCAAAUGAGUUGGGAAAAUAUGUCACUAAAACUUCAAAAUUGUAAUUUUUAGUUUAUUGUUUUGGACAUGUUAAAUUAUUCAAUUUUCCAAAUAUUUUUUUUGUAACAAUUUAAAGAAAUUUAUGAAACAUAUUUGUACUUUUUG